AUGACUUCAAAACACCCCUUGAGACGGUCUUGUGCGUUUUGUCGAGCGAGAAAGAUCAAGUGCUCUAACGAUACCAUCUGCGAGGCUUGUCGUAAGCAAGGUGUCGAUUGUAUCUACGACUUUGAAUCUCCAAGAGGUAAAGGACGCAACCACAGCUUCGAUGGUACCAAGGCCAGCAGUCUAUUGCAGGUGAGGAGUGAUCAUGAUCUACCUGAUAGCAAGAGGAGGAGAUCAUGCUCGGCCAAUUCUUCCUCUUCCAUGUCUCCUCGAAGAGCCCACGAAGAUCUUGUGCCAUUGGGAGAUGGUGUCGAGAAUCUCGCUGCCUCCCUUGAGCAGGUGUUUCAGGACAAGUUCUCGCAUUUGGUUUUCGAGGAGCCAAACCACAUUCAGACGCAAUCAAGCACUAAUUACAUUCGAUGUACUGGACUUCUUCCCCUGAUAGCUUACGAUCUGGUCGGCUCCGUUGGCCAAAGACAUAGCGCCUUGGGAGCAUGCCAAUCCGAUGAUUUGAAUAACCACUCAAUCCGUUCUGUACUAUCCCAUGAUCCGGCGUUCACCAUGUUCGACAAUACCGCAUCAUAUUGCACCAGUCCUAUUUCCUCCUUCAGCCAUCGACAGAGGAACCAACUGAUCGAUGUCUGGUUCUCGGCACACCCUCUGACCUUCCUUAUCUCGAAGACGCUACUACUCCGAGAAUUACGCGAAGAUACCUGCGACGAGAUCCUCAUAGCUGUCAUGCUCGCCGAUGCCAGCUUUGUCGUUGGCGAUGGGUCUAUGGUAACUCGAGGGCAUGAACUAUUGCAAUGGGCACAGGCCCAACUACAGAUGCGUCCGUCAUAUCACCUUUCCGAUGAUAAGGAUGCUGUACACUCCGGGGUGCCGACAAGGGUAUACAAAGGUGUAACAACUGCACAGACCCUCGUGUUGUUGGCAUGGAACGCCCUGUCUUCAAAUGAAUUCCGCCGAGCCAUCUGUUAUAUCGAAGUUGCUAGCAAGUUGGUAACUCAUAUCAAGGACAGCAUGUCAAGCGAUGUUUCUCCACCCAGCUCGAGUCGCAUUAAUGGAGUCGAUGUGCUAGAUAUUGAGAUAGAGGUUGUAACCAAUCUAUGGUGGACAACCUUUUCACUCAACAUCUGGAUGUCUGUCCAAGCUGGAGUCUCGCCUGACAUGGCUCCAUCGACCUUUAACCUCGAUUGCCUCCCAGUGACAGACACCUCAUCGGUCUCUAUCCAACUUGAUCUUGUUUCCGAAAACUUCAAUACGCUACAGAAGCAGAAAAGCAACAUCCGAGAAAUACGACCUCUCGCCUACAUCGUCAACACGGUGGCAUAUAUCUUGUCCCAGCCAGACCAAGCUGCGCCGAAGCAUGGUGUCCGCAUUUGCAGAGAAGCUAUACAUGCAGUUGAGAGCUCAAAUGCACAAGAUACAAAUAUGCGUAGUCAACCAGAUAAUGAAACGCACCGCCUAAUCAUUGCGUUCCACCAGACAAUUAUAGUCCAACUCCUCUUUCCCAAGCACCAGCCAUUAUACGACCAAGUUGUCGUUCCAACAGAGACCUUGCACAAGUAUUGCUCGUUAUUGGAACAAAUUGUUCAGUGUCUAUCCACCCCUACCGGGCAGCUCAGUCAUUACACGGCCUCAGCUUCUCCAAUCCAACAACCUCUAUCCAGCGCUUUCUGCAACCUCUUAGACACUUGUUCCCGGGCUUUCAGUCUCAUUCGUGGCAACUUAGGACUCGACCUCAACCAUGGUUACUUCCGUCAGGAAUGGGGCAAUCAGCUGUGUUCUUUAGCAGGCUCACUCUAUACGAUCAGCAAAACCCGACAUUUCUGCCAGAGUGCGACACUACGGAAGGUCAAAAAACAACUAAAGGCUUCUGUUCGAGCUUUUGGUGACCAUGACUCCUCAAAUACAUUGGGAUUGCUGGGUUUGGGACUGAACAAUAUGCGAUCCAUGUCCCAUUCCCCUCAAGGCAAUGUCAAGGUUUCAAAUAACUUCCUUGUGACAGGGGAGCCAUCAAACGAUAUGACUUUCCAUUUUUAUGCAAACGGUUCCAGAAUAUCUUCAUCUAUGCCAUCCUCGUCGGGAUCAUCGACCAGUGUUUCAACCAACUCAUUCACUCCCUUUGGGGAACCGAAUAAAUGGCAUAUCAACGAAAACUACUCCCAAGGCACGAUGGAAACCAACAAUCUGAGUCCUUCUACAGUAAUUCAGCAACCCUUGCAGAAUGGAACUCCCAUGCAGGCUGUAUGGUACUCACAGACACCCCCGAUGUUGAACUUCCAAGCUGCCGGCCCGGCCUCUAUUCAGAAUAACCAAUGGGUCUGGCCGAACGGUAGCACCGAGGACACUACUUAUAUACCUUUUCAAGCUCUGGACAUGGAAGAGACAUGA
Molecule: messenger RNA, 2394 nt
Organism: Fusarium coffeatum
Lineage: Eukaryota; Fungi; Ascomycota; Sordariomycetes; Hypocreales; Nectriaceae
Exons: 1
Coding region: 1-2394 (797 amino acids)
Biological process (GO): regulation of DNA-templated transcription
Cellular component (GO): nucleus
Molecular function (GO): DNA-binding transcription factor activity, RNA polymerase II-specific; zinc ion binding
Source: RefSeq, a predicted model, not a curated record